UGUGCCGCUCUCUUCUCUUUAGUGGUAGAGACGAGAGCUCCCGUUGUGUGAGCAACUCAAUCACAUCGUCUCACGUCGUUUGCGGAUUUUUCUCGGAUCUAAUUUUUGUACUUUUACCGGAAGUUCACCGGGAAGCGCACUCGGUUUGGAGUUUAUAAGAAUCUGCGGGGAAUGAAAGUGGAGCGGACGCCUCAAACAAAGUAAUCAGAGGAGGAGGUAGACCUGUGUUUGAUGGCUGCUGGGGAUGGAGCCCAGCUGCCGGCCACCGUAGCGGCCAGCCGGAGCGUGGAGAAGGCGCUGGAGGAGGCUGCAGCGAGCGGGGCUCUCAACUUAUCCAACCGAAAACUGAAGGAGUUUCCCCGCAGCGCCAAGAACUACGACCUGUCCGACAUAACACACGCAGAUUUGUCUAAGAACCGUCUGUGCGAGCUGCCGGACGAGCUCUGUCAGUUCAUCUCUCUGGAGACGCUCAGCCUUUACCACAAUGGGAUGCGUUCGUUGUCCUCCAGCCUGGGCAACCUGCAGGCCCUCACCUACCUCAACCUCAGUCGAAAUCUUCUGUCCAGUUUGCCCCCGUCGGUGUUUCAGCUCCCCCUCCUGAGAGUGCUCAUCGUCAGCAACAACAAGCUGGGUUCACUGCCCGCCUCCAUAUUCUCCCUCACUCACCUCCGACAGCUGGAUGUAAGCUGUAAUGAGCUGCAGUGUUUGCCCGCAGAGCUCGGACAGCUCGAGUGUCUGAGGGACUUGAACCUGCGAAGGAACCAGAUCACCACUUUGCCUGAAGAAAUAUCCGAGCUCCCUCUCGUCCGGCUCGAUGUCUCCUGCAACCGCAUUUCCCACGUGCCCUUGUGUUACCGCCACCUGCGGCACCUCCAGAGCAUUUCACUGGACAACAACCCCCUGCAGAUGCCCCCCGCGCAGAUCUGCUCCAAGGGCAAAUACCACAUCUUCAAGUUCCUCAACAUGGAGGCAUGCAAGAGGAGCACGGACGAGCUGGAGAGACACCUGAGGCCCACAGGCUUCAACAGCUGCCUGUCGGACCAGGAGCUGUUCUCAGGUCAGUUUGGAGGUCUGGACUCUGGAUUCAACAGCGUGGACAGCGGCAGCAAACGUUGGUCUGGAAACGAGUCAGCAGAUGACUUCUCGGAGCGCUCCCUCCGUCUGGCCGAGGUCAGCAGGGACCAGAGGAACCUGGAGGAGGAGGACGAGGAGGAGGAGGAGGAGGACAGAUCUCCUGUGGAGGCAAACAAAGUGAACGGAGAGGCCGUGCACGUGGACUUCAUCGACAGCAGUGUGACGGAGGAAGAGGAUGAAGAGACGACGUCUCCUCCUCCUCCUCCUCUCACGGCACCUCCUCCUCUGGAGCAGAAGGAGAGCUCUUCAUCGGCCCCAACGCAGGACUCGUCAGCAUGCAGGUCCAGCCUCCAUGUAGACGUCGGCCCCCCUUCAUCAUCAUCAGCCUCGUCCUCGCCCCUGUCCCCCUCCAGCCCCUCCCUGGAGGAGAAGAGGAGGCCGGGCAACCUUUCAAUCUGGCAGGAGAGAGAGCGUCUGCAGCAGCAGCAGAAAGAAAAGAGCAGCUCGCUGAAGUCGGCCACCAAAGCAGGAAGUUAUGUCACAACCGCAGCUCAGUCAGGAAGUUCCUCAACUGGUGGCUCUCCAGAGAACAGCAGCUCACACGCAGGCCUGCGGCAGAGAUGUGCAAGCGCUGAUCAGAUGACCACGGUGCAUCCUCUAACUCUUCUGCAACGUUCCAGCAGCAGAACAGAUUUCCCGUCGUCCCCGAAGACGUCCCCUCCCCCCGGCCAGGCUCAGAGACCAAACAGCUUCCUGUUCCGCACCUCGUCCCGCAGCAAUGUCAAACCCACAGGCUUCACGCUGGGCGAGUCCGGAAGGUGCGAGUCGCGCACGAUGCUGCGUUCACCUAAAGAAGAGAGAAUGGACAUCACACAACUACGCAAGACUCUGGAGUCUCGGCUGAAGAUCAGCCUGCAGGAGGAUCUGGGCGAGGUGUUGUCCAACGGCACCGUGCUCUGUCAGCUGGUCAACCACAUCAGGCCGCGCUCCGUCUCAAUCAUCCACAUUCCCUCUCCGGCAGUGCCAAAGCUGAGUUCAGCAAAGUGUCGACUCAACGUGGAAAACUUCCUCACUGCCUGUCGUAAGCUCGGCGUCCCCGAGACGGACGUGUGUGUGUGCUCUGAUGUGCUUCUGUGUAAGCUGCCCGCUGUGUCGCGCUGUGUGGCGGCACUGCUGGCCGCGGGGGAGGAGAGGGGGGAGACGGCGGAGGAAGACUCCCCGCGCCACUCCUCACCUUCAUCGUCCUCCUCCUCCCUGUCCUCGUCUUCUUCGCUGCUGCCCACAGGUUUCCUGUUCUUCUACUGCGCCGCCAUGGCCCUGCUCUACGUCCUCUACUGCUACCUGUUCACCUAGAGGACACACACACUUACUGAACACACACACACACACAGCUGCAGUCUGUGUGUGUGUGUGUUUAUCGAGCACCUUUUAGAAACAGAAACACUAAAGCACAGAGCAGCUCUUCACUCAGAGAGAUGAGAGCUCGACACUGACGGACAAACAGAGAAAUGCCUUAGCAUAGUUUAGCCUUCACUCUGACGGACUUUCCUGAGGUAGAGCUGCUCAGAAAGAAUCUCAUUGGUUGAGACAUGAGCGGCCCGAGCAAAAGAAACUCAAACUCAGAAAUCCCAAACAUGUAUCUACGACGCUUAAAGCCAGCCGGUGAAGCGAUAGCUGAACAGUUCUGAUAUUAGAAACCGAGUUUAACUCCGGUGAUUACGGUACUGAACCCUCCACUGCUCUCAGGAGCGUCUGUGCUUUAAAGUCAAACUCCGACUCAAACAUUAAACGGUCAAAAUGCGUCAUCCUCUCGCUCUAAUGGAAUCAAAACGUUCCCGCCGUCGUCUCAAAGUGGGACCGCUUUGCAGCUUUUUAACCUCCAGCUAAAUGCCGUCUGCUGAGCAGUUUGUCUGAAAAUAUCUGAGCUGACAUUUGACCUCCACAAACUCAUGUUGAUUAUCGUGCUCGUCAGCUGAUGAAUCCGACACGUUUACACACGUUACACUUGUCUAAAUUGAUGUUAUUAAUGACGAUGAAUGAUUAACGAUGCUUUGACGUUACAAAUCUGUUAGGCCCCGCGUCCACCUGCCGUUUCCCCGGCCAGGAAAGCGCUCGGGAGAAAUGUUGACUCUAUGACAACAGUGUGUUGAUAAAGGCCGCUGUAUGACCGACACUGCUCUGUUACUUUUUACUGCAUGUUUUAUAUUUGAGAUUGUUUAUAUCCGAUCAGACAUGGAGCGAGGAGGAUGUGAGUACAAGCUAAAAAGCAAAAAAAUGGGGAAUAUCAAACAUUUGGAAAAGAGCGGCGGUGAUGUCAACAGCGCCUUUUUAUGCCUUUGUCUAGAGAAAGGUACGGUGGAGGGGAAGUGCAAACCAAAAUGACAAAGUUUAUAACACUUUUCCAAAGCUUGAGACAAAUUUACAAACGACACAAUCUCGGCAGAAAGGGAACGUACUGAGCGCUGGGAGUGACCCGAAAAGUGACAGAGUGAGCGGUCACUUUGUUUCUGUAGUCUUUACGCCAAAGCAAACUCAGUGACCCGCUCACUCUGUCACCUCCGGGUCGCUUAGAGCAUUUGGUACAUUUCCUUUCCAGCAGGAUUCUGUCGUUUGUAAAUUUGUCCGGCCAGACUGAGACGUAACUGUAAGAACUCGAUUUGGUGUCAAAAUCUGUACGACCUGCAGACACGGCAUGGGUUUGAUUUGCAAGACGUGAAUCUUUCUCUCAUUCUGAAAGUCUAAAAUCAAUGUGGAUGUGACAGAAUGUGGGUUUUAAAGUUAAGGUCAAAGGUUGCUUUUAGUUUUGCAGCUUUGGCCUCGAGUUAUUAAAAACUAGUCGACGGGUUUUUAUCUGAAAUGUUGCAGCGUGAAGUCAGUCGCUUGUACCUGGAAACACAAAAAGACAUCAGCAAAGUUUGAACCAAACACAGACCAACUUCUCAUGCUUUAGUCCAAAGUCUAUGCAUCAAACUGUAUUAAUCAAACUGGAAAAAGUCCUGUGAUCCAAACGAUGAUGAAGCUUUAUGUGUCUGAAACAAAUCGUCGUUCACGGCUGAGUCCUGAGUCUGUGGUUCUUCUGCUCUGCUCUCUAACUUGUUCGGAGCAGCUCCACCUCAGAAAGAUCUCCACUCUCGUCUGUGUUUGUAAAAGAGACGCUGUAGAAGAAACCUGAGACUGAACUGUGAAUGUGAUUCUUUGUUUUUAUAGCCUUGAGUUGAGAGCACGUUCUCAGAUAUGACAGUGAGAGAACCGACACAGUGCCUCCUCUCACUGAACAUUUUUUAUUUAAAUGUCUGCUAUGCUUACUGUGAGCAGCAGGGGGCGACGUCGCUGCAUUAAUCCCCCUGCAGGCCUCAGACUGACGGUACAUCCUCCUCCAUGAGGUCUGUGUGUGUGUGUGUGUGUGAAGUCUUUUUUUGUUUGUCGUGGUCACUGGUCGCUCUGACCGGCUGACUCCAUGUUUGUAUAAAUGUAAACAGGUUGUUAAAUUAUUGUUGUUUUUAUUUAUUUUGAGUUCUGUUGUUUGUGUGGAGACACAGCAGAGGCUGAAUCAAUGUGUGUGUGCUUAAAAUCACGCUCACCGCUGAAUUAGACAAAAUCAAUGUUUAAUUAUUCAGAGUUAAAAAAAACAAUCGAUUGUUUAAAACUUUUCCCGUUCGUUUGAUUGGUUAAUAAUCGAUUACCUGGAGGCUUUAACGCCUUCGACCGAGCAUCAAAAAGGCCUCUGCUGUUUCGACCGCUCGCUGAGUCCAGCUCAUUGCUCACAGAAGGUCAAUGUCUGCGUCUUAACCGAAAUUAAACCCGAUUAUUGGACUCAUGGAGGGCGUAAAAAGGAAAUAUGGAGGUCAGAUUUUUGUGAUUCUGCUGCUGAAGCAUCAUUUUGGUGUCUGCUCUUCUCAAGGCCUCUAAAACGACAUUUCAAAUAUAGUCACACCCUCUAACUCUCCGCUGAAACUUACUCAUGAUGUAAAAGAUAAACUUUCUGGAAAAAUCUACUUGAUAUUCCCCGUAUCAACAAACAGCUUCAGUUUCAUUUCACUAAAAAAGGAAAUUAGCGGGAAUGAUUCUCUUAAAGGUGACAUAUCCUCCUCCUCUUCAGUUUAAAUAAGUCUCAGAGCUCCUCAAAACAUGUGUGUGAAGUUUCUUGUUCUAAAUCCACUCUGAUCCUGUAUUUGAUCAUGUCUAUAAACCCCUCUAUUUCAGCCCUGCUCAGAACAGACUGUUUCUGUGUCUGUACCUUUAAAUAUGUAAAUGAGCUGUGUCUGACCACGCCCCCUCUCUGGAAGGGCUUGGGUGUCUCGGGCUUUCUCGCUCCAUGUCCUAUUGUUUACGGUGAGAAGGCAGACUGAGAGGGCAGAACAAACACCUAGCUGUGGGAGUGUCACCCACCUGGGGGAGGGGCUACUGCCCUUUGUGAUGUCAUGAAGGGAAAAUCUCCAAACGGCCUGUUUGAGCACAUGUUUUCUGAAAAGUGGAGCAGACAAAAGACGGAGAGGAUGGACUUUUCUCAUCAUUGGGGGGUUUGUAGACGGACUAGAGACACAUAUUAGUGUUAGAGAAACAUGGAGAAGUGGAUUUUACAGAAUAUGUGACCUUUAAAAUACGCAGUCCAAAAAGUUAAAUAUUUAAGAAACAAUUUUCAAUUUGUAAUAUAUAAUAUAUUUGGCAAAAUGAAUCAAUAAUGUAAUGAAUUAUUGAUGCUAAACUCGUUAUAUGUUACUUGUUCUUGCCACUUUUCAUUGGAUGUCAACUUCUAAACAAGCUCCAUGAGCAGAAAGGUUUACAGACCGAUGCAGAGCUGGCUAAACACUGAAGCUUCAGUGUCCACCACAUGGUGACCUGGGGAGAGACAGCUCUCUACAAUGUUUAGAAUCUGGACUGCAGUACCUGUUUAAAACACUAGGUGUCAGAGUUACAGAUUGCUCCUUUAAAACAUUUCAUGAAAAUUCCCUAAAUGAAAUAUUAUCAGUUUAAUUAAUGUAUUCCAUUAUUAUUCCGUCACGUCACCACUAUUGAACUCUUCUGCGCCGCGUCGUUAACCGGCCAGUAUGAAACCACGUCGUAUAGUUUUAUAUCUUUAUUUACUCGGGACACAAAGUGUACAGGUUCACAGUUUAUUUUAUUCAAGCGUACACGUCUCUGCUGCCGUCUGAUUGUCUCAGAUUGUCCACUGUAAAAAAGAUGUCCGCCCUUGUCUGAAGUUUUUUUAUUAGCCUGCUGUUGAUAUUAAAUUUAUACUGUUUCAAUUCAAAUGUAUAUUUUAUAAGUGAAACUGGAUAAGCAACGCUCGGUAGUUCAUCCACUGGCUUCGACCGAGUUAUAUUCUUUAUUAACACGCUAGCUGAACAGACAUACUGUUUGUAUUUUAUAUUUAUAUGAUACUCUUGUAUUAUUAUUGUUAAGUUUAUAUAAAUCUAUAUGUAAAGGUUUUUUUUCUCCGCCCGCUGUAAAGAAAUUAUUAAAACUUUUGAACUUUGAAACAUGUUGCUGAUUGUCUGCUUACCUGCUCUCGUGCUUUUGCUUCAUACGCCAACAUGUUCUGUGUACGAUCAGAGUAUCUGCAGCUGACUAACAAACGACCACAGUGCUCAAGGAACACUUAGGAGGCUUCCACAUCUCAUGAACUUCACAGGAUGGAGUUUGCUCAGGUGUCACCACAGGAACUAAAAAGAAAUAUAUUUGUCAAAUAUGGUCGAUUUCAAAUCAAUGAUUCUGUCUGAAUCGUUAUCGUUAUUACCACACAUAUAUGCAUAUUAGUGUAUAGCUUAUGUAUGUUUGUAUGUGUGGAUAUAUAUGAAUGUACAGCUAUGAAUGGUUUAUAAUUAAUAGGUUUUGAAAACAUUUACAUGAGUGGAGUGCACCCAAACCACCAGCAACAUUAGCAGAUUAACUUUUUCACAAACUGGAGAUUAAUGCAAAUAACAAGAGUGAUGAAGCGGAUAAUAUUAAUGUAUCAUAUGUAUGUAUGUUUAUUCAUACAUUCAUGCAUAGACUUCUUAAAUACUUUAUGGAAACAGAAAUGCAGCAGAAGGAAGUAGAUCACAACAUGUAUGUGUACAGUAUGUGCGUUCUUGUGGGUAGCUGUGGCCCAGUGGAUAGAUCGGGGGUUCGAUACCCAGCUCCUGCAGCCACAGAAUAUAACCCAACACAGGAAAUAGAUAAAUGCAGGAAUGUAACUAAACUUAAAUUAUAAAGUUUCAAAUAAAGUAAAAAUGCAAAAUAAGAAGCCCAGCAGCGUUUGUAGGCCGAGUGUCGCUGAGCUACGCAGACACACCAACGCAUGAAUGGGUAGCGCUCAUGACGGCGUAGAGACUCGAUGCAGGAGUAUAAAUCAGGCUUAAGUGGUGGACUUAACUUCAAGGAUAAAAACAAGCCGCCGUUUAGUGACGUCCUUUCCCGAGUAACUUAGCAACACAGUUUGUCUUAAAGCCUCGAAGCUCUGACGAUAAAUAAAAUAUAGAGGACGACCAAACGUUUCCCGUACAUGAACAUCCAGCAGAAACUCGUGAGAAGGCGUGCAGAUACUCUGAUCUGAAUCCGCUGUGCUCUGUGCUUUAACCUUUAAAGAAACAGCUCCUGUGUGCUCUCCAAACAGCAGGUUCACCUUCAUAAACAGCAGCUGGUCCGCGUGGGAGCAGGUGAGUGUGUUCGGUCAAGGUCAGGGAGAAAGAAAGGCAGGAAUCAUUCUGGAGGUUUGUGUGCUGCACCUUUAGAGAGGAGGAGACUCGAUAAACAGAGCUGCACCACUUCAGCCUGUUCACACACACACACACACCUGGAGCUUCUCGUGUCUAUUCAGACUUUCAAGGUUCAACAGUUAAUCAAGUGAUCACCAGAGUCUGCAGCACAGAUUAUGUAGAUGUAAUCAUUUCUCAGAGACGUACCUGGAAAUGUCAGUUUUGGUGGAUGGGUGAGUUCCUGAGGGGGGGGGGGGGGGGUCUUUAGGGGUCACUGAGGGGGGGGGGUUGCUUUAUCCAUGCAGGAUGGAUGGCAAAAGAAUCCAUAUUUAUUUAAACAUCUGAGAUUUUCCUGCACGGAUAAACAAAGAAAACAUCAACUGUCCAAAGAGUUUACCAACAAAGUUACACACUAUCACAACCAAUCAGAUCAGAGAGAUUAGAAAAUCUUCUUUUGACUCCAAGGUCAACUCAUUUCCUCGCAAGAAAAUUAUUCUAAUCAAAGUUCUGACAGAGACAGGGCUGUAAAAAAACGUUUCAAAGUUCUGCAGCCGGGCAUCAGUUUGUGCAGCUGAAGCUGAAAGAAAGGUGAAGUUAUAGAAAGUCGAAGUCAUCACAUCGACUUUUAAGCAACACAAGAUAACGGCAACAUACACAUCUUUUAAGUCUUCAAGGACUCACAUAUAUGUAUAUCCAAAGUCAGAAUUUAAAGUAUUUUGAAAACUGCAAACAAACUACGAGCUUCCUGUUGUUACUCAGUCUGAAUAAUGGAUUUCAAAGUUCCACCUCUAGCAAAGGAAAUAUGUGAAAGGCCAGGUCGGGAGAAUCUACGGAGCAGUCCUCCUUAAAUAAUGUAGAUAUUUUCUGGAGUGCGGAUAUGAAAACGGCUAUAUCAAUGAAGUUAAAGGGAAUGACUAUAUCAACAAAAGAGCGCGAUAAGAAAACACACUGAAGAACAGAAAACGAGUUGCAGCAGUUUAAAUAAAUGCACAAAGAUCAGAGCGCUCGUGUGCGUACAGUCUGUGCUCCGUGCACCAGUCACAGGAUGUAAAACGUCACACAUGCAGCUCCUCCUGGAAAUAUCAGGAUGUUUUUCAGGAGGUUUCUGAGAGUGUGAGAGCCCUAUCAUAGUCAAGGAUUUUAGGGUGGCCAAUAAGAUUUCACGGGGGGCCCAUGCCGCCCCUCUGGACACGCCCCUGCUCGAAGCAGAUUGAAUAUCUGACACACAAACCUACAGAAUUCAAGACGACCACAGAUUGAUUGGCAGAAACACAUCGUUUAAAUUCCUAUCAGAACUCCGUCUUUGUAUUUUAUAACAUAACCGAGCGUUUGUUUGUCGUUAUUUUGAAGCGUCUGGUUUUCCCGGACGAUGAAAAACUGACUUAAUGGCUUUUCAUUUCAGAGCUGGAGGCAAUAAACACUCCACGUUUGGCAGAGUGUGCGGAUGUCACUGAUAUCCACUCUAUAUGAGAUUGGAAUUUGUUAUUAAUGUCACUGAGCCUGUCUAAGAAAUGUGUUAACUCCUUCAGCCCCGGGUUGGCCUUUAAAGUCACACGUCAGACACACAGAACAUUGUACAGAAAGAUGGACGCUGACAGUUUCAACAGUUAAAUAUUCUUUACCCCUGAAAAUUAGGGCCGAUAUGAGAUCUUUGGAGCCGAUACAGAUAUCGAUAUUGGGGAGAGAAAAUAUCAGAUACCGAUAUAUUGGCUGAUAUCUUUCUUAGAUCUUUGUUCGAUCUCUAGAGAUAAAGAUAUACAUGUUUAUUGCUUUGAUACCUCAAAUUAUCAAACACUUAAUGAAACUCAAAUGAAAUGCUAUCUGACUGCAGAUCAGUGAUAAAUUAGCCGAUAUAGAUAGACAUUGGAUAUGCUGAUUUCGAUAUUAUCGGCUUGACGAUUUAUCGGUCAGGCUCUAAACAAAUCUU
Messenger RNA from Labrus mixtus (cuckoo wrasse), 9678 nucleotides. It is a transcript of the gene lrch4, whose product is annotated as leucine-rich repeats and calponin homology (CH) domain containing 4. Lineage: Eukaryota; Metazoa; Chordata; Actinopteri; Labriformes; Labridae. The transcript has 18 exons. The record is from RefSeq and is a predicted model, not a curated record. Gene Ontology annotation, molecular function: protein binding. The coding region runs from base 232 to 2427 and encodes 731 amino acids.